AUGUAUCUCCAGAGAUCCCCGUCUGGUGCCGCUGUGGUGCCCAAUGUUAUUGGAGGCGAGGUUGUGUCUUUGCCCGAAUCCCAGAACUUCCCCGUCGUUCAAGGCUCGACCGGUGACACCAUCCACUACGCCCAGAGCGCGACCGUCGACGUCGGAAUCAACGCUGUCGAAACCGCGGCUGAGGCGUUCAAGACGUGGAGGAAGACUCCGCUCGCCCAGCGCCGGGCGAUAUUGGACAAGGUCGCCGACAUCCUGGACACCAAAGCGGAAGAGUUGGCAAAGAGGGAGAUCCCCGAGACCAGUUGUGACCCGCACUGGCCAGAGUUCGAGGUGACCUGGGCGUCGAAGUUUGUGAGAGAGACGUCGGCCCAUGUUUCGACCGUGUGCGGGAGCAUUCCCGACUCCGAGAUACCGGGAACGACGUCGUUGGUGUUUCGAGAACCCGUUGGCGUCGUCCUGACCAUCAUACCAUGGAACGCUCCAACUAUUCUAGCCUGCCGUGGUAUCGCGGCUGCCCUUGCCGCUGGCUGUACCGUGGUGUUCAAGGCGUCUGAACUGUGUCCGUGGACCCACCAGCUGGUGCUCGAGGUCUUCGCCGAAGCAGGACUACCAGCCGGAGCACUGAACAAGAUCCAGUGCUCCCGUGCUGACGGCCCUGCCGUCACCGAAGCCAUCAUCAGCCACCCGGCCCUGCGAAAGGUCGAAUUCAUCGGCAGUGCCGCGGUCGGGAGGAUUAUAGGGAGCGUGGCGGCCAAGCAUCUCAAGCCUGUCUUGAUGGAGCUGGGGGAUCAAAGCCCGACCAUUGUGCUGGAAGACGCCGAUUUGAAGGCUGCCGUGCAGAAUUGCCUGCAGGCAACGAUCGCCCACCACGGCCAGAUCUGUUUCGGCACCGAGCGAAUCAUCGUCCACGAGAAGGUGGCCCGGGAAUUCACCCAAUUGCUGGUUGAAGCCGCGAAAUCCGUACCCUCAGCUGGCCACGCCAUCACCGUGGAGGGAGCAAAACACGCCCACGACAUCCUCGAAGCGGCCGUGGCCGACGGCGCCAAGUUCCUCGUCGGCAGCGCCAAAUACACGGGGCGCACCUCACUUGAACCCUCGAUCUUGACGGGCGUGGAUCCCAAGUCUCGGCUCUCCCGCGAGGAGUCGUUCGCGCCGUCCGCGAGCUUGUACGUGGUCAAGAGCGACGAGGAGGCCCUGGCCCUGGCGAACGACACCCCCUACGGCCUGUCCGCCUCGGUCUUUACGAGGAACCACGCCAAAGGACUCGCCCUGGCCAGGGACUUGGAAUUCGGCCAGGUCCAGAUCAACUCCCACACCAUGUCCAUCAACGUCGCCGCGCCACAGACGGGGUUCAAGGGCAGCGGAUGGGGAAGCAACGGUGCCGCUUAUGGCAUUGGGGAGUUUCUGUUCAGCAAGCACGUUUCGCUCGCUCCGUGCACAUCCUACGUCCAGUGCUCCCGAUACUACCUCAACGACUAUCCAUCCAGCCUCGACAAGUACCAAUACCACAACAGCCGAUGGCACAUCAAGUAUCAGCACCUCUUCAAGGACGACCUUAUCAUCGAGCAGCAGAUCCAUUGCGUCGGCUGGGGGGUUGAGUUCUGGCGCCAGCCCUUCAUCGUCCUCUAUCUCUUCGUCUCCCCCCAGCAACCAUCUCGAUGUCUACUGGCCCAACGACAUCAAGCACUAGCAUCACGUCUACUUGAUUACCAGUCAGUCUACGUCGUCAUUGAGCACCUCGCUCUCGUAGCUUGA
Molecule: messenger RNA, 1755 nt
Organism: Cladophialophora immunda
Lineage: Eukaryota; Fungi; Ascomycota; Eurotiomycetes; Chaetothyriales; Herpotrichiellaceae
Exons: 5
Coding region: 1-1755 (584 amino acids)
Molecular function (GO): succinate-semialdehyde dehydrogenase (NAD+) activity
Source: RefSeq, a predicted model, not a curated record